Geodia barretti is the source of this 1897-nucleotide messenger RNA. The record is from the annotation of a GenBank genome assembly. Lineage: Eukaryota; Metazoa; Porifera; Demospongiae; Tetractinellida; Geodiidae.
UUCAAGAGUCUCGAAGAUGGCAAAGAUAGCUUUUUCUUCUAAGUGUGGCUGUUUGCCUUACUCAAGAGAACUUUGUUCAGGGAGCAAUACCGGCAAAAAGACAGUCGUGCGACAGCGAUAACCUGCCCGAAAAUUGCCGUCCUCUCCUUACCACAACCAUUACCACCGCUGCGUUCCUAAACGCGACGAGUUUUAUCUACACCUACUGCGGUGAUGAUUGUGCUCAACCGCUCUACAACUACUUCAGGGACUGCGACGUGCCGGACUCCAAGAACGCAACGACGUUUGACUUUUUCUGUUCCUCGAACGCAGCAGGAAAACCGGUGCUUACCACAACUUUUGGAAGGACAGGUAUCCAUCGCUUCUUCGUGCCAGGAUGCUUUUCAAGAAACGACGUGUAAUGACACAUGCAAAACCGCUCUAGCCGCGGCGUACGAUGUGCAAGGCUGUUGCCUAUUCUCCUACUACGCCGUAACUGGCGAUCUGGAGAGUGCAAACGCCCUCUUUACUUUCUGCAGUGAGGAUCCAAAGACGCUGUGUACAGGUGGUGUUUCUGGAGGGACACUCCAGUUUCCCACCCCGGCUGUAAACCCAGAGUGCGAAGAGUUUGUUGACGAUGUGGACGAUUCUUGUCGCUAUCUUCUGAGCGAGGAUAUAACCGGCUCCGCUCUCUUGAGUCUCGACGAUACCUGCGGAGACAAGUGUGGACCGGAAAUUUACCAGUUCAGCCGAGACUGCGACGAGAAAACGGAAUCCUCUAAUGCCUCUGCCAUUGACGCUCUUUGCGCCGUCAACAACAAAAACCAGCGCUGCGGCGAGUUUUUCAUCGAAAUAGCGCAGCUCACCACUGCCUGCGCCGGUGUCGACAGUUUAUCGUGUCCCGAUGAGUGUCGUAAUGCACUCGUGCAAGCCCAGGAGAUGUACGGUUGCUGCUUCCCAUCGCUGGCCUUAGUUAUUUUCGGUGAGGAACUUAGCAUUUAUGCAACCUUGCUAUCCACACUCUGCGGUGUACAAUUUGGCGAUGAAUGCGCCGGUCGUUUCACGGGGAACGAAACAGGCCCUACGAUUGACCCUCCACCUACAAAUGCCAUGUGCGCAAGCCUCCACAAUGCAAUUCCAGCAGCCUGUCGAAACUUUCUCAAAUGUCCUCGUAUUGUCUGCGGUCCGUGAUCCUGUGGGUUCCAAACAAACUUCUGCAAGUCAGAAUGUGCUGAACCAGUCUACAACUACAUCAACGAGUGUGUUAACAAGACACAUGCUCUUUAUUUGGACUUUUUAUGCUCCACAACGCCAGCCGGAACCAACUGUGCGAAUAUUCUGAACGAUACAGCUUUGGAUACGGCUCUCGAUGGUGUCUGUAAAGAUGCUCUAAUAGACAGUGCUCACAAGGAUGCAAGAGUGCUUUGGAGGGUUUUAACAAAGCCUACGAUUGCUGCCUCUUCACUUAUUCUGCUCUGGACACAAAUGUCAGUUACACGAAUGGUCUGUGGGCUCAGUGCGGAGCUGAUAACCCCGGACUAUGUACUGGAGGCAUCACUAAUACAGCUGUAGAUGCCCCAAAAGGUGAAGUUGAGAGUUCAGCCCUCGCCACUGCCUUGGGCUCCACUUUGUUUCUUAUUCUCGGCCUCACCGCUGCUGUAACUGUUUAACUGAAAGGAAAAACCUGGACCCCUAAGCCAUGAUUCUGUAGGAUAGCUAUAGUUGAUGAAUUUUGUGGUAUUCAUAGUGUAAACUUGUGUGCCUUAAUUGUGUUACACGUGGGCUGGCCCAUCAAGUAUGAAAUUCCGGACCUAACCUUAAGUAAAUUCACUUACACCACACAAGCAACCACCAGCUUGUUACCAUAACCGACCACACAAGCCCUUAUUUCACUCUACAAUCACCGGUACAUCUGUAG